Poecilia latipinna (sailfin molly) is the source of this 3263-nucleotide messenger RNA. RefSeq names its product cullin 2 (gene cul2). The record is from RefSeq and is a predicted model, not a curated record. Gene Ontology annotation, molecular function: ubiquitin protein ligase binding. Gene Ontology annotation, cellular component: cullin-RING ubiquitin ligase complex. NCBI's taxonomy places the organism in Eukaryota, Metazoa, Chordata, Actinopteri, Cyprinodontiformes, Poeciliidae. Gene Ontology annotation, biological process: ubiquitin-dependent protein catabolic process. The coding region runs from base 277 to 2514 and encodes 745 amino acids. The transcript is spliced from 21 exons.
UGACUCGGUCAGUCUAUUUCUCAUUAGUAUAAGCAACUGAAAAACUGUUCCUAAGUCUAAGUCUAAUUUGUAAGCAAACUCGCACGUUGAAAAUCAUAAAAUAGCAUUUUAAGUACAUUUACUUGUUUCUUUACAGCGUAUUCCCAACUAGUCGAAAUGGUUUGAACCUGGAGGUACUAGGGAAGACUUGUAAAGCGAAAUCAAGUCCGUGACAGCGGAGAAAGCUGACUUUUAUAAAAGUAACUACUGUACAGAGGGUGAAAUAGAAGCUGUACCAUGUCUUUGAAGCCGCGGGUGGUGGAUUUUGACGAGACAUGGAACAAGCUACUAACUACAAUCAAGGCUGUUGUGAUGCUCGACUACGUGGAAAGAGCCACGUGGAAUGAUAGAUUCUCUGAUAUUUAUGCCUUGUGCGUUGCAUACCCAGAGCCUUUGGGUGAACGAUUAUACACAGAAACCAAGGUUUUCCUCGAGAACCAUGUCAGGCAGUUGUACAAGAAAGUCCUGGAAUCAGAGGAAAAGGUUUUAGUUAUGUACCACAGGUACUGGGAAGAGUACAGCAAAGGAGCUGACUACAUGGACUGCUUGUACAGGUAUCUGAACACACAGUUUAUCAAGAAGAACAAGCUAACAGAAGCAGACCUGCAGUACGGCUAUGGGGGAGUGGACAUGAAUGAGCCGCUGAUGGAGAUCGGAGAGCUGGCUCUAGAUAUGUGGAAGAAGCUGAUGAUUGAACCCCUGCAGGCCGUCCUCAUCCGGAUGUUGUUGAAUGAAAUAAAAAAUGAUCGCUGCGGUGAAAACCCCAACCAGAAGGUAAUCCACGGGGUCAUCAACUCUUUUGUUCAUGUUGAACAGUACAAGAAGAAGUUUCCGCUAAAGUUUUAUCAAGAAAUCUUUGAAGGGCCUUUUCUGAUAAAAACAGGAGAGUAUUACAAACAGGAAGCCUCCAAUCUUCUCCAGGAAUCCAACUGCUCACAGUAUAUGGAGAAGGUCCUGGGCCGAUUGAAAGACGAAGAAGUCCGAUGUCGGAAGUACCUGCACCCCAGCUCCUACGCCAAAGUCAUUCAUGAAUGCCAGCAGAGGAUGGUGGCCGAUCACCUGCAGUUCCUACACGGGGAGUGCCAGAACAUCAUCCGGCAAGAGAAGAGAGACGACAUGGCCAACACGUACACCCUGUUGCGGGCCGUGUCAAACGGGUUGCCUCACAUGAUCCAGGAGCUGCAGGUCCACAUCCACAACGAGGGCAUCAGAGGCACCAGUAAUCUCUCUCAGGAAAAUAUGCCGACCCUUUUUGUGGAGUCCGUGCUUGAGGUUCACAGUAAAUUUGUUCAGCUCAUUAACACAGUCCUCAACGGAGAUCAACACUUCAUGAGCGCGCUUGAUAAGGCUUUGACGUCUGUGGUGAACUUUAGGGAGCCGAAGUCCAUCUGCAAAGCCCCAGAACUUCUGGCAAAAUACUGCGACAAUCUGCUGAAGAAAUCUGCAAAGGGGAUGACGGAAAACGAGGUGGAGGACAAGCUGACCAGUUUCAUCACAGUGUUCAAGUACAUAGACGACAAAGACAUCUUUCAAAAGUUUUAUGCCAGAAUGUUAGCAAAGCGGUUAAUACACGGUUUAUCAUUGUCAAUGGAUUCAGAAGAAGCUAUGAUCAACAAACUAAAGCAAGCUUGUGGCUACGAGUUCACCAGCAAACUUCACAGAAUGUACACAGACAUGAGCGUGAGCGCCGACCUCAACAACAAGUUCAACAAUUUUAUCAAGACGCAGGAGACGGUGGUGGACCUGGGGAUCAGUUUCCAGAUCUACGUAUUACAGGCCGGCGCUUGGCCUCUCACACACGUCCCCUCGUCAACAUUCGCCAUCCCUCAAGAACUAGAGAAGAGCGUUCAGAUGUUUGAAUUGUUCUAUAAUCAGCACUUCAGUGGGAGGAAGUUGACUUGGCUGCACUAUCUCUGCACAGGCGAAGUCAAAAUGAACUACUUGUCCAAACCCUACGUUGCCAUGGUAACCACAUACCAGAUGGCUGUGCUUCUGGCCUUCAACAACAGCCAGACGGUAACGUACAAGGAGCUGCAGGACGGCACCCAGAUGAACGAGAAGGAGCUGCAGAAGACCAUCAAGUCCCUGAUGGACGUCAAGAUGCUAAACCACGACUUGCAGAAGGAGGAGAUUGAAACAGAGUCGACGUUUUCACUAAAUAUGAGUUUCACCAGUAAACGAACAAAGUUCAAGAUUACGACGUCGAUGCAGAAAGACACGCCGCAGGAGAUGGAGCAGACGAGAAGCGCCGUUGACGAGGACCGCAAAAUGUAUUUACAAGCUGCUAUAGUGAGGAUCAUGAAAGCGCGGAAGGUCCUCCGACACAACGCCCUCAUCCAGGAGGUAAUCAAUCAGUCCAAAGCCAGGUUCAACCCCAGUAUCAGCAUGAUCAAGAAGUGCAUCGAGGUGCUCAUCGACAAACAGUACAUCGAGCGGAGUCAGACGUCGGCCGACGAGUACAGCUACGUCGCGUAGGCCCCGGGAGUCGACGACGAAGGGAGCAUCUCCAAACAGAGACUCACCUAUGAGACAGGUUUCAAAUUAUGAACAAAAACCACAGCAACAGACUCAUUCAUCUAAUUUAGAAUUUUGAACUGCAGGCUGUCUGCGACGAUCAAAAGCAGGACUUUGUGCCUCCAUCUCCAAAAAAAAAAAAAAAAGAAAAAAAAAAAAAAGAUGACAUCAUGUCAGCGCCAGACAGCCGGCUCACACCACCACUCUGAUAGGCCCCUUUCCUGCCCUCGCCCAUUCGAACCUUUCCCACUUUCUGGUUUUUAAACUGUUUACAGCAUCACCAGUGCCACGCACCUGUGCGUCCAACGUCAAAAAGAACAUGCCUCUCUAGCUGUUGGAAAAGAAAGAUCAGACGAGCCUAUUUGUUGAAAGAGUACAGAGGGGGACAAAAAGACAUAUUGAUGGCGACAUAUUAAACAUGCUUUCUUUUCUCACGUUUGCAGUUGUGUGUUUUUUUUUUUCUUUCUUUGUUAAAUGUACUGAACUUAGGAAAAAAAUAUUGUAAUAAAACUGGUAUACUGACUAUUGUUAUCUUUCACAUGUAAAGAGAAAUGAGUGACAAACAUGACAGCUGCUUGUCAAAUAAAUAAAUAAAAACACUGAAAGCUUUUAUGUAAAUACCUGUGAUAUGUCCAUUAGAGAAUUCUCACAGAAUGUGGUUGACGAGUCUAUGCUGCUGUGCUAAAAUUAAAUUCUUGCGUAGUUUUUGU